GCUGCAGCCCGGAGGCGAGCCGUCGGAGCGGGAGCCGCCCGGCCCGCGCUGCCGCUCGCAGCGGGCCAAGGAGAAGCAGCAGCAUGGCCAGUGUGCUGUCCCGGCGCCUUGGCAAGCGGUCCCUCCUGGGAGCCCGGGUGUUGGGACCCAGUGCGUCCGAUGGGCCAUCCGGGGUAGGCCCACCCUUGGAGCCACAGGUGGAGCUCCUGGAGGGGGCUGCCCCCCAGCCCUUCCUCGCCAUUAAGGAACCGGCCUGCCUGGAGCAACCCAAGGAAGUCCUCAAGGCUCCCUGCACGUCAGGCGUCCAGCAGGUGGUCUUUCAGCCGGGCCAGAAGGUGUUUGUGUGGUAUGGGGGUCAGGAGUGCGCAGCACUGGUGGAGCAGCACAGCUGGGCAGAGGACAAGGUAACCGUCUGGCUGCUGGACCAGAGGUCACAGAUCUGCUGCAAAGCGGAAGAAGUGUGGCUGGCAGAGCUACAGGGCCCCCUGCCCCAGGCGCCGCCCUUGGAGCACCGUGCCCAGGCUCCAGCCUACAGGCCCGUCUCCAGGAACAUUGACGUCCCCAAGAGGAAGUCGGACGCCGUGGAAAUGGAUGAGAUGAUGGCGGCCAUGGUGCUGACGUCCCUGUCCUGUAGCCCGGUCGUGCAGAGUCCUCCCGGGGCCGAGGCCAACUUUGCUGUGUCCCGUGCAGCCUGCGACCCCUGGAAGGAAAGCGGCGACGUGUCGGACAGCGGCAGCAGCACCACCAGUGGGCACUGGAGCGGGAGCAGCGGCAUCUCGACCCCCUCGCCCCCCCACCCUCAGGCCAGCCCCAAGUAUCUGGGAGAUGCCUUUGGUUCUCCCCAAACUGAUCAUGGUUUUGAGACAGAGCCCGACCCUUUCCUGUUGGAUGAACCAGCUCCACGCAAAAGAAAGAACUCCGUGAAGGUCAUGUACAAGUGCCUGUGGCCCAACUGUGGCAAAGUUCUGCGCUCGAUUGUGGGCAUCAAGCGACACGUCAAAGCCCUCCACCUGGGGGACACUGUGGACUCAGACCAGUUCAAGAGGGAGGAAGAUUUCUACUACACAGAGGUGCAGGUGAAGGAAGACUCUGCUGCUGCAGCAGCUGGCGCCCCCGCCCCCAGCACUGCCACUGCCGAGCCGGCUCCCACGCCCACCGUGACCAGCUCACCCCUUGCCGUUCUUCCGCCACCUCCGCCCAAAGCCCAGUCCUGCGGCCCGGACCACGCUGGCCUGGAGUCUUCCCUGCCCUCAGGUGCACUCAGCAAGUCGGCCCCGGGCUCCUUCUGGCACAUUCAGGCUGACCAUGCCUACCAGGCCCUGCCAUCGUUUCAGAUCCCGGUCUCCCCACACAUCUACACCAGUAUCAGCUGGGCUGCAGCCCCCUCCACCACUUCCUCCUUCUCUCCGGUCCGGAGCCGGUCGCUCAGCUUCAGUGAGCCGCAGCAGCCACCGCCCGCGGCGAAAUCCCACCUGAUUGUCACUUCUCCACCCCGGGCCCAGAGCAGCACCAGGAAAGCCCGCGGGGAGGCCAAGAAGUGCCGUAAGGUGUACGGCAUCGAGCACCGGGACCAGUGGUGCACGGCCUGCCGGUGGAAGAAGGCCUGCCAGCGCUUCCUGGACUGAGCCCGGCCCGGCCCGGCCCCGCUGCCCCGCCGUGAGAGGCGCCCCCUGUUGUGAACCCAAAGCAGCGACCUGCAAGAGGGAGAGCAAAUGUGGAGUUUGGGCUCUUUUGGCUAAGCCGUAACGCUUUAAAACACUGUCUCCCCGCUGGGGGAACAUUUUAUUUUUUAAAAAAAAGAAAUGAAAAUAUUUUUUUCCCUCAAGUAGGAGAGAGCCAAAACUGACCAAGGGUGUUGUACAGCAGAUCAGAGACCAAAGAACUCACUGCCCUCCUGUCCCCCGUCCCCUGCCUCCAGGGGGCGCCUAUGUGUCCCAGAGGAGACAGCGGCUCUUGUUUCCUGCUCGGUGGCGUGCAUUCUUGGCUUUCUCAACUCUUCCAGAAAGGCCUGUGAGCGAGAAGAACUUAACUUCCCUUAGACAGAAACACAGCGCUGGCGGCUGGUGGACAGCUCCGGGAGCAGGCCGGCCGGGGUCCUCCCCAGGUGGGGAGAGUGGGCGGCCGCCGAGGUGGGGGAAGGAAGACCCUGUCUUGGGGACAGCUGUUCGAAUCUGGGUGCCCUCCGAUGCUCAGCCACAUCCCAGCAUUGUCAGCCCAGACUAAGAAGUUUUUGUAGACCGGCCCCAAAUCCCUGAGCCAAAAGGCUAGGAAGUGUUCACCUGUUGAGAUGGGGCCGGUGACCCUUCCCUUUGCUGUGAGGAGCUCCCAGGGGGUCUUCGGGUUGGCAGAAACUGUUCUUCCCCGAGUCCGCUCCCUCCAGAAGCCUCGGGGCUUCCCCAUCAUGGAAACACUUUGUGUGCAGGAGCCUAUGCUGAUCUAGCUCCCUUUAUGUAGGUGGCCCUCAGAGACCCCAGUGGGUUCCUGUGUGUCUCCUGGCUUCACCAUGGACCCCCCACUUCCGUCUUUGGCCGGAAGGCAGGAAGGGGAGGGUUAGAGAGCCCAGGUGGGGGUGAGAUUCAGGCUGCAGAGAUCACACCAGGGCUGGAGUAGCAGCUCCUGGGCUUUGGCCCUUUGAGUUUCUGGGCACCGCGGGGCUACCGGGCAGCCUUGAGGUCAAUAAGCAAGGCUAUUCUUGUUGAGGAGGAGGGGGUUUAGGGAGUUUGGUGUCAGGCCAGCUCACGGUGCCAGGGCCCGAGAGCAGCACGCGGGUCUGUUUUGGAGCCAACGCAUUUGUCCUAAGUGGGACUUGUUUGGGGAUUCCCCAGGCUGCUUGCGUGUGCUGUCUUGGGCGUGUGUCCUGGAUCGACAUCCCAGAUGUUAGGGCUCAGGGGAUCCCCUGGGCCACCUCUCCGGAGGCUGAGGGGCAGCAUCCGCCCUGUGACGGUCCUCCAAGCUGUUGUCUUGGUCCCGGGUAGAAACACCUGGCCGCUGAGACACCAGUGGUGGCUGCAUGGGAGACUAUACAAGGGCACUUCAAGAAGGUCAUGGAAAAUGGAGGUUAAACCAAUAACUUGAAUUUUCCAGAAUAUUCUUGGAGCCCCAUUUCAGUGCAAGACACAGAGACUGUCACAAAACCUGCGAGCCUGGUGUUUGAUGGCUGUCGUGGCCGGGGCUGCUAACACGAGGCACACUCUUACACCUGGGUGUCUUUGGUGGGAAUGGGGUAUAUUUUUAUGAACUGGUAGGAAAAAAAAAUCCAUGUGGAAUUCGGUCUCUUGGCAAGCUGGUGCCCAGGCCAGCCGGAGGUGCUGUGGGGCUCGUCCUGGUGCCUCUGCAACCUCACUGGGAGCAGGGAGCUAGCUGUGGUCGUGGCUUGGCUUGGCUUGCCUCUCCCUUUCUUCGUCACCACCCUUCAGAUCCUCCCGGUGGGGGAGGGCAGGGGACCCCCUCAGCUUGUGGGGACUCAGCCCAGGAGGGUCCACCCACCCCUUCCUAAUCAGAGCUCUCGCCGAGCCUGUUCUUCAGCCAAGCUGUUUUCCACCCCACGGGGUACUCCGGGCUGAUACAACUGGAUGCAGCAAUGUUCUCUGUGUGACGUGGGCUUCUCCAGCCCUUGCUACCCAGGGCAGAAAGGGAAGAGAGAAAGAAGGAAUGGAUGGGACAGUUUAAAAACUGAGGUGGUUUUGUUUUUACUUCUGUGUUUUUUUUUUUUUUUUUUAAUUUUGGUGCAGCAUCCUUCUCUGCAGUCGCUCUCUGCCUCCUGUGCACCUGCUGGCCGGCUGCCCCGUGCACUUGCCAUGCAUGGGUUCCCAGCGCGUGACCUGCCCUCGGAGUGCUGCAUUUGUGUCUGCUCCUGGAGGGAGGGGUGGCGCGUGCAGGGACCCAGUGCUCCUGCUCCUUUCUCCCUCUCUGCGUCUGUCUGCUUUCCAGGCUGCCGGCCCAGGCAGCAGGGGCUGGUGGGGGGAGGGUGCCAUGGGGGAGCUCUGGAAUCCUAACGGGACUGAUUCACAAAGCAGUUGUCUUGGGAAACUGUGCAAGCAGCGAGGGCCCCCCCAUACUCGGAAUGUUCCCUGGAAAGGCCCUGAGAGUCUGUAGUCAGAACAGCCGGUGAGAGGCCGAGUCUGCACCCACGCCCGCUCAGCGCUGCGAGCCCAGCAAACAACGGCUGUGGCCAGGUGAGGGCUCAAUUCUAUGACUUGGAAAUGGGCUCAAAAAGCCAUUUUGUAAUUUCAGAGGGUGUUUGGAGCGAUGGCCACGCUGUAGUAAAUCUAUGGCUUGACGCCUUGGCUGGCAAUAUUACCUGGGAUGUGGAAAGUCUGACUUGUUGAGAGAAAUCUCUUCUGGUACCCUUUUCUGGUCAUCCAGCUUCUGACUUUACCAGGGGCAAAAAAAGAAAAGGAAAAAAAAAAAAAGCAGAGGGAGACAGAUUCCGCCUGUGAAUUUGUCUUAUUGGCGCCUUUUCCCCCAGCUGUCUUCCAAGUAUUAUUUUUACUGUUAAAAAAAAUUUUUUUUAAAAAUGUGAAAUGUAAUGUUUUUACAGCGACAAUAUGAAAUAUAUUUUAUAAGGAAUAAAAUGGUACAUUGCCUGA
Messenger RNA from Lepus europaeus (European hare), 4589 nucleotides. It is a transcript of the gene ZNF395, whose product is annotated as zinc finger protein 395. NCBI's taxonomy places the organism in Eukaryota, Metazoa, Chordata, Mammalia, Lagomorpha, Leporidae. The transcript has 10 exons. Gene Ontology annotation, molecular function: RNA polymerase II cis-regulatory region sequence-specific DNA binding; DNA-binding transcription factor activity. The record is from RefSeq and is a predicted model, not a curated record. Gene Ontology annotation, biological process: regulation of transcription by RNA polymerase II. Gene Ontology annotation, cellular component: nucleus. Bases 84 to 1625 code for a protein of 513 amino acids.